This is a messenger RNA of Mobula hypostoma (lesser devil ray), 1820 nucleotides long. RefSeq names its product polymeric immunoglobulin receptor-like. The record is from RefSeq and is a predicted model, not a curated record. The transcript has 8 exons. The coding region runs from base 12 to 1820 and encodes 602 amino acids. Gene Ontology annotation, biological process: natural killer cell activation; positive regulation of natural killer cell mediated cytotoxicity; immune response-activating cell surface receptor signaling pathway. NCBI's taxonomy places the organism in Eukaryota, Metazoa, Chordata, Chondrichthyes, Myliobatiformes, Myliobatidae.
UGAAAGGGAAGAUGGGCAGAGUGUUUACCCCAGUCAGCGCCGGUUGCACGAGGAGGGAACUCGGCUGUAAGAAGGGAGAAGUAGCGAACACUAAAUAUCUCCUCUGCUUUAGUGGAGUAACGAUGGAGGUGGGCGCCAUUCUGUGGCUCCUGACCGUCUCCUCCGGCAUUGGUGCUGAGAAGUUUGUGGUCAGUCAGGACAAGUCCAGCAUUGUUGCCACAGAAGGGGAGACAGUGGUUAUUCCAUGCAGUCACAAUGUCACGAAUAAGGUAUGGUCGUACCACUGGGUCAAGGGAGCCCAAAAUGGAACAGAAGUGACCAAUGAAACAGCAGAGUACAGAGACCGCUUCUUGAGACCUCAAGGGGAUGAUCCCUCCACUAACAGCACAGAUGUUUCCCUGAGACUGAAGUACGUGCGGCUGAGUGAUUCUGCGAUGUACUUCUGCAAGUUAAAGACUAAGGAAUGGGAAAUAUAUGGGGUGGGGACGAAUCUCACAGUGACAGGAAAAAGCAAGAGCUUCACGGUUAUGCAAGGCCAGUCCAGUAUAUUUGCAGGUGAGGGUGAAACGGUCCUCAUGGUCUGUAGCCAUAAUGCCAAUCACUCUGGAGACACCGUGUUCUACAGCUGGUACAGGAACACAUCCGAAGUCUCCAACGGGAUGGCAGAGUAUGCAGGUCGCGUCCUUGGGCCUGACCAGGAGGAUUCCUUCAAAGUUUCCAUUAAGCUGGUGGAUGUGAGGGAGAGCGAUUCUGGAAUGUACUACUGCAAAGUACAGAUAGACGGGAUUGGUGAGGAAAUCGGAGAAGGAGUACGGCUAACCGUUAGUCACACAGGAAAAAGCAAGAGCUUCACGGUUACGCAAGGCCAGUCCAGUAUAUUUGCAGGUGAGGGUGAAACGGUCCUCAUGGUCUGUAGCCAUAAUGCCAAUCACUCCAGAGACACCGUGUACUACAGCUGGUACAGGAACACAUCCGAAGUCUCCAACGGGACGGCAGAGUAUGCAGGGCGCAUCCUUGGGCCUGACCAGGAGGAUUCCUUCAAAGUUUCCAUGAAGCUGGUGGAUGUGAGGGAGAGCGAUUCCGGAAUGUAUUACUGCAAAGUACGGAUAGGCGGGAUUGGCGAGGAAAUCGGAGAAGGAGUACGGCUGACCGUGAGUCACACACGAAAAAGCAAGAGCUUCACGGUUACGCAAGGCCAGGCCAGUAUAUUUGUAGAUGAGGGUGAAACGGUCCUCAUGGUCUGUAGCCAUAAUGCCAAUCACUCCAGAGACACCGUGUACUACAGCUGGUACAGGAACACAUCCGAAGUCUCCAACGGGACGGCAGAGUAUGCAGGGCGCAUCCUUGGGCCUGACCAGGAGGAUUCCUUCAAAGUUUCCAUGAAGCUGGUGGAUGUGAGGGAGAGCGAUUCCGGAAUGUAUUACUGCAAAGUACGGAUAGGCGGGAUUGGCGAGGAAAUCGGAGAAGGAGUACGGCUGACAGUGAGUCACACAGGAAAAAGCAAGAGCUUCACGGUUACGCAAGGCCAGUCCAGUAUAUUUGCAGGUGAGGGUGAAACGGUCCUCAUGGUCUGUAGCCAUAAUGCCAAUCACUCUGGAGACACCGUGUUCUACAGCUGGUACAGGAACACAUCCGAAGUCUCCAGCGGGACAGCAGAGUUUGCAGGGCGCGUCCUUGGGCCUGACCAGGAGGAUUCCUUCAAAGCUUCCAUUAAGCUGGUGGAUGUGAGGGAGAGCGAUUCUGGAAUGUACUUCUGCAAAGUACAGAUAAAUGGGAUUGGCGAGGAAAUCGGAGAAGGUGUAUGGCUGACAGCAAACUGA